This is a messenger RNA of Durio zibethinus, 1168 nucleotides long. RefSeq lists its product as uncharacterized. The record is from RefSeq and is a predicted model, not a curated record. NCBI's taxonomy places the organism in Eukaryota, Viridiplantae, Streptophyta, Magnoliopsida, Malvales, Malvaceae.
GUCAAAUUUCUCAAAAACAAGGGACAAUCAAAGCUUCGUUUGUUCAAAAGAUCAGAUUGAAACUUGGAAUUGAGAAAAAAAAAAAAAGAAGAAAGAAAUGACUGUGUUUCACUUCUUUAACUGCGCGAUUCUCACCUUCGGUCCUCACGCCGUCUACUACUCCGCCACCCCAUUAUCGGAGUAUGAUACUCUUGGUACCUCUGUUAAAGCUGCCCUUGUUUAUCUCGGAACAGCUUUGGUAAAGCUUGUUUGUCUGGCAACCUUUUUGAACGUGUCUGAGAAUGAUGGCUUUGAUCCAUACCAGGAACUUUUGAAAGCAUUGAUUGGUUUUAUAGAUGUUGCUGGACUUUAUUUUGCCUUAACACAGUUGACUCACAGGAACAUCUCUCAAAAUCAUAAAUUUCAAGCUGUUGGACUUGGAUGGGCUUUUGCUGAUUCUGUUCUACAUAGGUUGGCACCCCUUUGGGUGGGAGCUAGAGGACUAGAAUUCACUUGGGAUUAUAUUCUGCAAGGGCUGGAAGCAAAUGCUAAUUUGGUGUUGAGUAUAUCUCUUGCAGCAUUGGGAUCUUUAAUGUGGCUUCGCAAGAACAAACCCAAGACUUUGAUUCCUAUAAUAUAUGCAUGUGCUGGAAUUGUUGCAACCAUGCCGUCCAUCACAAGCUAUCUAAGGCGAGGGUUGGGAUGGCACUUUCCGAAGGUGGUGGGCUUUGAAUUGUUCACAUCUCUGGUGAUGGCUUUCAUUAGUUGGCAAUUGUUUUCUGCAUGCCAAAGGCCCUCUGCAUGAGGAGCACAGUUUGCGAGCUCCACUUGAUGUUUGAAGAGAUAUUCAUUGGCUAUUAAUUCCUCUUUGCGAGAUUCUUUCCUGCUCAGCUUUUCCCGCAGGCUGCUAUGCUGUCUACUUCAAAACCUCAAUUAUCUUUGAUGUAGUUCAAAAGUUUUAUCAUUGUUGGAACUAUCUAAAAUUAGUCUAGAUUUUUGCCAAGGCACAAAACUCAAAAUUUUGUAUCUCUAGAAAAGUAAAAAGGAUUUUUAAUGUAGAAUUUGAUUGCAUUCUUGUUCCAUACCUUUUCUUCAAGGGCCAUUGCAUGACAUGAAAAUUUUGGCAUGCAUUUAGUGCCAGAUCUGGAUGCAUCUCUACUUGAAUAAAAUGCUUCUAUUUUACGAUUAA